Molecule: messenger RNA, 1880 nt
Organism: Etheostoma cragini (Arkansas darter)
Lineage: Eukaryota; Metazoa; Chordata; Actinopteri; Perciformes; Percidae
Gene: mdh1b
Product: malate dehydrogenase 1B, NAD (soluble)
Exons: 10
Coding region: 229-1662 (477 amino acids)
Biological process (GO): oxaloacetate metabolic process; tricarboxylic acid cycle; malate metabolic process
Molecular function (GO): L-malate dehydrogenase (NAD+) activity
Source: RefSeq, a predicted model, not a curated record
UCCAGGAAGGCGAAGGCAUGACCCGCCCUGCUUUUCCUUCUGAUUGGCUGGUCAAUCGUUGCUUGGUCUGGUUGGAUUGGUUAGGUUCACGCAAGAUGAAUGCUAUUGGUUAGGGAUAAGGCAAGAAUGGCAGGGUAAGCCAAUCGGAGGAAGAGUAAGUGAGAGUAGGGCGGGAGAUGUCGUCGCCAUCCUAGGGGAAAAGUGCUUGACUCCCGUGUACAGGACAGUAUGGCAAAAUUCGUGCUUGCUGGUAAAGCAGACUGUCCACAUUAUGCUAAAGUGGAACUAUUAGCAGACCGUUUGCAGCGAUGUCUGCCAAACUUCAGGAUCCAAAAGAUCUCAAUCCUCCCACAUGAAUGGAAGGAAUGGCUGGAGGCCACCUGCAGAAGAAAUGGCUGGAAACACGAGCAGUCCCCUUUGGUCUGGAGGGAACUGGUGGACCAUGGGGGGAAAGGGAUUUUGUUAGGGGGCUUCAGUGACUUCCUAGAGCAUUGUCAGGACUACUACAACAUCACAUCAGACAUGUCUACGGAUAAAAUGCUAAGUGUUGCUGCAGAGAAUCUGGAGACCAAGAUGAAUGUUAUUGCAGAGGAGCAACAUCGUGUCAGUCUGGUCAAACCCCUUCACAUCUGGAUCAGCAGUGCUCUCUGCUCAACCUGCCACUUCCUGAUCCCUUAUCUGCUCUCUGCUGAGGUGUUCCCCCAUGUGUCCGCAAUAAGCCUCCAUCUACUGGACCUGGAAGGGAACAUGGAGGAAUUGCAGUGGCUGAGGAUGGAGACGGAGGACCUGGCACUCGGUCUGCUCCAUCAAGUGACCAUUCACACAGAUCUGGAACAGGCCUUCCGAGAGGCGGAUGUCAUUCUACUGCUGGAUGAGGGGUGGUCGGAAGACAGUGACGGAGAGAAUGAGGAGGAAAUGAAGAAGGAAAUGGUUAAGGGAAUCUCUGGCAGGUACAGAGAGUACGGACUACUGAUCGACACGAUGGCCAACAAGGACGUGAAGGUGAUCGUGUCUGGUGACUCAUUUCUGAACCUGAGAUGCUCCCUUCUUUUGGACAAUGCACACUCCAUUGACAGCCACCAGUUUGUCACCGUGGCAACUCAACUGGAGAAUGAAGCCAAGGCUAUCAUUGCAAAGAAGCUGAAAGUGAGGACCUCAGAUAUUGCAAAUGUCAUUGUCUGGGGAAAUAUCAGUGGCAGUUUCUACGUUGACCUGCAGAGGGCAAAGGUUUUCAACUAUGCCGGGGCAAUCAAAGGACCAGCUUUCUUCUCCCAACCAGCCAAAAGCAUUCUCCAAGAAAGGAAAUGGUUGGAAACAGACUUUCAAAACUUGGUACGUUGUCGGCGUGCAGCUGUGACUUCAAAGACCCGCCGAGCAGCUGCCAUGACGGGGGCCAACGGGGUGCUUGCUGUCCUAAAGGCUUGGAAUGGCAUUUGUAGUCCAGAUGAGGUCUUUUCUAUUGGUGUACUUUGCCCAGGGUACCACAAUCUCCCAGAUGGCAUCGUUCUCUCAAUCCCAGUAACCUUUACAGGCGGUAGAUGGUCCCUGCUGUGUGAUGUGACUGUUGGAGACGAGUUAAAGGAGAGACUUCAGCUUUCUGCAAGGGAACUCUGGCAAGAAAAAGAACUUGGAUCAGAAAAUUGCACAGCUGUUAUAAAGUAGACAGUUGAUAGGUGUUAAAAAUGUGCAUAACGGGCGCCUUGGUAGCUCACCUGGUAGAGCGUGUGCCAUACACGCGGGCUCGGUCCUCGACUCAGCGACUUGCAGCAAUGGGCCUCAGGAUGGAGCCCAACCUGCAGCCCUUUGCUGCAUGUCAUUCCCCUUCUCUCUCCCAUUUCAUGUCUAAAGCUGUCCUGUCAGAAAAAUGCCAUGAACAUCUU